UGGCAGUAAGAGGGAGGGAGGGAGAUUGCAGUGGAGGAGACACACCUCAAUUUGGAGAAGGAAAGCUACCUGCAAACAAUCAGAUCCGGGAGGAAGGCUAGCGAAGACACCCACAGCUCAGGGCUCAAGCUAUCAGGUGGGACAAGACCUGAGCACUAUCUCAGAGACAGACUGAAGAUAACCAGACAAGGGGAGAUCAGCAGGGGGAGAGGAGAAAGCCACCAGCAUAUGGGACAGCCUGAGAGCCACCAGUGAUUUGGAGAUCAGGUGACAUUAACUGGACAAGUGACAAGACAACAGACUGACCCCAGUGUCCCCAGAAGCUCACAGCACAAGAUGGCGUCUGCAAAUGACACCCGCCAGCACCAGAAAGAUGCUGCAGAUCAAAGCUUUGACUAUAUGUUCAAACUCCUCAUCAUCGGUAACAGCAGUGUGGGUAAAACCUCAUUCCUCUUCCGCUACGCCGAUGAUUCCUUCACAUCCGCCUUCGUCAGCACUGUGGGCAUAGACUUCAAGGUGAAAACUGUUUAUAGGAACGAGAAGAGAGUCAAACUGCAGAUCUGGGAUACAGCUGGCCAGGAGCGGUACCGCACAAUCACCACUGCAUAUUACCGUGGCGCAAUGGGUUUCCUGCUCAUGUAUGAUAUAACCAACGUGGAUUCAUUCAAUGCUGUGCAGGACUGGGCAACACAAAUCAAGACCUACUCCUGGGACAAUGCACAGGUCCUGCUGGUGGGGAACAAAUGUGACCUGGAAGAUGACAGAGUGAUCCCUGCUGAAGAUGGACGUCGGUUGGCUGAGGAAUUGGGGUUUGAGUUUUUUGAAGCCAGCGCAAAGGAGAACAUCAACGUCAAGCAAGUAUUCGAACGCUUGGUGGAUGUUAUCUGUGAAAAGAUGAACGAGAGCUUGGAGAAUGGACCAGUUCAAAGCGGGAACGCCAAUCUCAGUGAGAAUGCCCCCAAGGAGCAAAGCAAUUGCUCCUGUUAGACAGAUGUCCACAUUAGCCAAUGUGCCAUGCCAGGGGAUGCGAGUCCUGCUCUAUACCAAGCUCCUUGGCUGUUUUUCUUACAAGUCAGUGCAUCCUCUCUUGGCUGAUUCCGACAACUGCAACACAGGAAGGGUGACUGCUCGUAUAAUAUUGAUCAUGACUACUCCUGUGAAAGAUGAGACUGACACUGUUACAGAAAUAUCCCUCAGCACACCCAUUGUUACAUGGACAGAACCCCCCCUAGGAGACUGCCAACAGGAUCUCCAAGGGAUUGGUGUAACUCAUUCUAUGCGGCCAACGCAGCUCUAAACUUGAUACCAUUGUACCCUGUGGCACCAUAAUGGUAGAAAUGGUGUUUAAUGAUGCCAGAGGGUUAUCUUCUUCCCACAAAGUGCCAAAGUCAAGCCCACUGUGCCCUUGAACAUGAUACCACUCCAACUGCCUUGCAGGGGGGCAUGCAAAACUCUGCUCUGCAUGCUUUUGUACAGUUGUGCAUGCCCUCUCUAAUGAGCUAAACACAAAGUGCUCUGUAAAUGGGACAGACUCUCCAUGAAGAAUAAGGGCGAUGUCACUUCCUCGUAAACACAGGUCCGUCUGUAUGUCACGACAUUCCGUUCCUGUUCCUUCAUGGCUUAAUAAUUAAAAUGUUUACAUUUUAAAUAAAA
Messenger RNA from Pelobates fuscus (common spadefoot toad), 1653 nucleotides. RefSeq names its product RAB3D, member RAS oncogene family (gene RAB3D). Bases 337 to 987 code for a protein of 216 amino acids. Gene Ontology annotation, cellular component: synaptic vesicle; endosome; plasma membrane. The record is from RefSeq and is a predicted model, not a curated record. Lineage: Eukaryota; Metazoa; Chordata; Amphibia; Anura; Pelobatidae. Gene Ontology annotation, biological process: protein localization to plasma membrane; regulation of exocytosis; protein secretion. The transcript is spliced from 5 exons. Gene Ontology annotation, molecular function: GTPase activity; GTP binding; myosin V binding.